AUGGAGAGCCGUAAGCAGCAUUUUCGACAGAUCUUACUGUUUUACUACAGAAAGGGUAAAAAUGCUGUUCAAGCCAGAAAGAAAUUGACCGAUGUGUAUGGAGAAGGUGUGUUGACAGUACGCCAGUGCCAGAACUGGUUCGCUAAAUUUCGAUCCGGCAAUUUUGAUGUCGAAGAUGCAUCACGUUCGGGAAGGCCGGUUGAAGCUGAUAAAGACGCGAUAAAGGCAUUAGUUGAUGCGAACCGGCGAAUAACAACAUGUGAGAUCGGAUUGAGGUUAAAUUUAUCAAAUUCAACAGUUUAUGACCACUUGAAAAGCCCGGGAUUAUCUUCGAAACUCGAUGUAUGGGUUCCCCAUGUUCUCACGGAGAGAAAUCUGUGUUGCCGCAUUAACGUCUGCAAUUCGCUUCUCAAACGUCAUGAAAAUGAUCCGUUUUUGAAGCGCAUCAUCACUGGGGACGAAAAAUGGAUUGUAUACAACAACGCCAAACGCAAGAGAUCAUGGGGCAAAAAAGAUGAACCGGCUCAAACCAUUUCCAAAGCCGAUAUUCACCAAAAAAAGGUGAUGCUGUAUGUUUGGUGGGAUUUUAUACAAAUCGUUUUUUUUGAGCUUUUACCGGAUAACACAACGAUUAAUUCGAAAGUCUACUGUGAUCAGCUGAACAAACUAAAUGAUGCGCUUCAACAGAAAAGGCCAGAACUAAUCAACAGGAAAGGUGUAGUGUUUCACCAAGACAACACGAGACCUCACACAAGUUUGGUCACUCUCCAAAAGCUUUUACAGCUUGAAUGGGAUCCAAUGUCACACCCACCAUAUUCUCCAGACCUGGCACCAUCGGAUUACUAUUAG
This is a messenger RNA of Aethina tumida (small hive beetle), 849 nucleotides long. Its product is annotated as histone-lysine N-methyltransferase SETMAR-like. The record is from RefSeq and is a predicted model, not a curated record. The coding region runs from base 1 to 849 and encodes 282 amino acids. The transcript has a single exon. NCBI's taxonomy places the organism in Eukaryota, Metazoa, Arthropoda, Insecta, Coleoptera, Nitidulidae. Gene Ontology annotation, molecular function: nucleic acid binding.